AUGGCUUCGAUUCCCACAGAAUGGAUUGGGAGUGUGUACCUCUUCAUGUAUUCUGAUUCUACCUCUCUGACUGCUACGUAUGACACAAAUAAACCCUUGAUGUACAAGACACUCCGGGAUGCCUUGACAGUGUUGUCCAGAAAUUCCAACUUUCCAGAGAUCCUAAAGGUUCUUAGGAGUGACCCACAUCUGAUUCUCCACCUCAAGUUCAAUGGAGAAGACAACUGUCUAGAAUUUCUUCGAGAUUACCGAGAGAGGAGGGUUCACCAGCACAUACAAGACCAGCUGAAUCAUUGCUUAGGCUUGGAGUCCCUACAAGUUUUUCUAGAACUCAAAGUUGACAACAUAAAGCUUGAUAUGUUCCUCGAUGAGGAGGAAAAAUGUCUGGGACAGAUUUACUCAUUUAAGCCAAGUUACGUCAAGGAUGAAGACCUUGUUCAGCUGGAAAGAAACUUCUUAAAUUUAUCUUUUAGGAUCCAGCCUCUCCUCACAGAACAGCAACUCCUCUACCUCUCUCCUAUAGGGAACUCAAGUCAGAGCUCUCCUCCCCUCCCCCUCUGCUCGUUCUCAUCUGAACCAAGCACAUUCCAUUUCCAAGGGACAAGAAUUUGCUGAUAAACCUCUGACUUCAGAACACCAACAGCGGUUUGCAAAUUUGGUGGGCAGGUCUUGGAAGAAGGUGGGACGGUCAUUGAAGAAAACUUGCCGGGCUCUAGAAGAUCCCAAAAUAGACAACCUAGCAUACGAAUAUGACAAGGAAGGUCUUUAUGAACAGGCCUAUCAGUUAUUGCGAUGUUUUAUGGAUGGUGAGGGCAAGAAAGCAACAUUAAAGAGACUGGUGGAUGCACUCGUGGAAUGCGAACUGAAUGUCAUAGCUGAGAAACUGUUGUCUGCAGAAGACAUAUGUCUGGAUUAG
This is a messenger RNA of Staurois parvus, 916 nucleotides long. Lineage: Eukaryota; Metazoa; Chordata; Amphibia; Anura; Ranidae. The record is from the annotation of a GenBank genome assembly.